Octopus sinensis (East Asian common octopus) is the source of this 5648-nucleotide messenger RNA. Its product is annotated as nucleolar and coiled-body phosphoprotein 1. Gene Ontology annotation, molecular function: protein binding. Gene Ontology annotation, cellular component: nucleoplasm; nucleolus. The coding region runs from base 830 to 5428 and encodes 1532 amino acids. Lineage: Eukaryota; Metazoa; Mollusca; Cephalopoda; Octopoda; Octopodidae. The transcript is spliced from 6 exons. The record is from RefSeq and is a predicted model, not a curated record.
AUACUCCAGUGAGACUGGACACUAAUGAAGUUAAAAACUUGAGUGUCGGCGGUCUUGUACUUCCAAUGUCUCAAAAACCAUAGGCUGAAAAAUGUAAUUCACCGACAGAUUAUGGUAUUUCAGUGCCUUAUUUCAUUCAACUACCGAUUAAGGUCGUGCGGAUGGAGGAAAUUAGUCCUUAGCGGUAAAGUCCCAUACUACAAGUAAAUAGUGGAUGGCUACAGAUUCUUUUUAAGAUUUAGGGUUUAAUGUUGUAAGUAAAUGAUUAACGGAGAAUCUCGCAAUAUAUAAAUAUUUCUCAUGGCGCCAGCAGAGAGAAUGGAAAAAGCGUUGCACCGGAGGAUAGCGAGGGAGAUUUGCUGGAAAAGUCCCAUACUAGGUACCUCUGUACAACUUAAAAGGCUUCACAAUCUGCGGAGACGUACACAGUUUUGAUUUUUGUGAGACGCUCUGGUGGCCCCUCCAAGCUUUAUAUAACUUGGGAGCCUCACGGAGUCCGACAUUGGGUCCGUACAGUCGAUAUAUCCAGCCUGGUACUACACGUGUACUUUUUUGCGAUAUAGGAACCAGACUGAGGAAAGGCGAAGUUAAAAGAGGCCGCCUAAAAGAAAACAUUUAAAUAUCGACCAAUCAGAAUGUAGGAUUUAAUUAACUUCUUAAACAACUCCAACUUCCGCUUGUGUUGGUUGUGAAGGAAAAAAAUACGUUUAAAUUCACUGGAGAAUGCAUUAUUAAGAAGGGAGGUAACUAUAACUAAUUUCCGUUACAUGAAACUUUUCAUUUAAUAACUUGUUUAAGGCUUCUGCUUAGGCAGAAAAAAAGAGCAGAAAUGGCUAAACCAGAGGUCGAUCUUAAUGUUCUAGUUUAUGAAUUUCUGAAGGAAAAGAACAAAGAGACUGCAGAUUUAUUCAGAAAGCGCUUUAAUAUCCCUGUCUCAAAGAGUUCUGCAACUAAUCUAAAUGAUAUUUACCAUUAUUGGAAAACCUCUGCUCCAGGUAACAAACGAAAACUCAGUGCCAAUGCAAUUGGUUCGGCUUCAAAGAGGGCUAAGAAAGACUCCAGCUCAUCAGAUUCCAGUUCUAGUGAGGACACAAAACCACAAACUAAGAAAUCCUUGACAGAGAAGCCAAAACCUGUGCCACCUAAAACAGCUGCAAAACGACCCCGAAAAUCAAGCAGCAGUAGUAGUAGCAGCAGCAGCUCUGAUGAAUCAAAGAAGAAAUCAGUUCAGAAUAAAAAGAUCCCUAAAACUAACUCCAAGUCUAUUACUAAAAAACAAGCUAGUUCCUCCUCAUCAUCAUCCUCUUCAGACAGUGAUACAAAAGACAAAAGCAAGACUCAGGCAGUAAAAGUGACAGCUAAAAAACCCCCUGUGAAACCAACAGCUACCAAGCAAAAAGCAUCUCAAGACACAGAAUCCUCUUCAGAAGAUUCCGACAGUGAUUCUGAAGAUGAAACAGUUCAAACUAAAUCUACAUCCAAACAAACGCCUGCAAUUGUUGCCGGUGCAAAGAAGCCAAGCGCACCAAAAGCUAAGGCAAAAUCUUCAUCCUCUUCAGAUUCAGAGAGUGAUUCUUCAGAAGAUACAAAGAAAACUGCACCGAAGUCAGCAACUGCUUCAAAACCACCAGGAAAGCCACCAGUUACUUCAAAAAUAUCGGUAAAGCCAGCAGCUACUUCAAAAGCGCCAGGGAAAGCAGUGGCACCAGAAUCAUCAUCUUCUGAUUCUGAUAGUGAUUCCUCAGAGGAUGAACCAAAGAAGGCAACACAGAAGCCUGCUGUCAAGCCAGUUGCCACUGCAAAAGCACCGGCAAAGCCAACUGUUACUUCAAAAACUCCAGGUAAAGCAGCAGCAGCGUCAAGCUCAUCUGAUUCGGACAGUGAUUCUUCGGAAGAUGAACCAAAGAAGACCACACAGAAACCAGCUGCCAAGACAGCAGCUACUUCAAAAGCGCCAAUUAAAACACCUGGCGCUAUUAAAACUCCAGUAAAAACAGUAGCAGAAUCAUCUUCUGAUUCGGACAGUGAUUCUUCGGAAGAUGAACCAAAGAAGACCACGCAGAAACCAGCUGCCAAGACAGCAUCUACUUCAAAAACGCCAAUUAAAACACCUGGCGCUAUUAAAACUCCAGUAAAAACAGUAGCAGAAUCCUCUUCUGAUUCAGACAGUGAUUCUUCGGAAGAUGAACCAAAGAAGACCACACAGAAACCAGCUGCCAAGACAGCAUCUACUUCAAAAACGCCAAUUAAAACACCUGGCGCUAUUAAAACUCCAGUAAAAACAGUAGCAGAAUCCUCUUCUGAUUCGGACAGUGAUUCCUCAGAGGAUGAACCGAAGGAGACCACAUCAAAAGCAGUUGUCAAAACAGUGGCUACUGCAAAACCACCAGUAAAGGCAGCCGUUGCUUCUAAAACCCCAGUAAAAGCAGCCGCUGCUGACUCCUCUUCUGAUUCGGACAGUGAUUCAUCAGAUGAUGAGGUGAAAAUAGUCCCUCAGAAGUCCACUGCCAAAACAGCAGCCACUUUAAAAACACCGGGAAACGCACCUGUUGCUUCAAAGCCACCGGCAAAAUCCACAGCAGCAAAAUCUUCAUCCUCCGACUCGGACAGUGACUCCUCAGAAGAUGAGCCAAAGAAAGCUACUGGAAAGCCCACUGCCAAUGCUGCAGUUGCUUCAAAAACUCCAGUUAAAACUGCUGCUGCUACAAAAGCUCCGGCAAAAGCAACAGCAGGAGACUCCUCAUCUUCUGACUCAGACAGUGAUUCCUCUGAUGAUGAGCCGAAGAAAACCGCCCAGACGCCUUCUGCCAAAGCAACAACAGCUGCUUCAAAAACCCCAGUAAAGGCAGCGGAAAGUUCAUCUGACUCAGACAGUGAUUCCUCAGAUGAUGAGCCACAGAAAACCACUACAAAACCCACAGCCAAAACACCAGCUAUUUCAAAAACCCCAGGAAAAGCUGUAGUUGCUUCAAAAACCCCAGGAAAAGCUGCAGUUGCUUCAAAACCCCCAGGAAAAUCUGCAGUUGCUUCAAAACCCCCAGGAAAAUCUGCAGUUGCUUCAAAACCCCCAGGAAAAGCUGUAGUAGCUUCAAAAACCGCAAAAAAGACUGAAACUGAGUCAUCAUCUGACUCUGAUAGUGAUUCAUCAGAUGAUGAGGUGAAAACAGUCCCUCAGAAGUCCACUGCCAAAACAGCAGCCACUUUAAAAACCCCAAUUAAAACAGCAGUUGCUUCAAAGCCACCGGCAAAAUCCACAGCAGCAAAAUCUUCAUCCUCCGACUCGGACAGUGACUCCUCAGAAGAUGAGCCAAAGAAAGCUACUGGAAAGCCCACUGCCAAUGCUGCAGUUGCUUCAAAAACUCCAGUUAAAACUGCUGCUGCUACAAAAGCUCCAGCAAAAGCAACAACAGCAGGAGAUUCCUCAUCUUCUGACUCAGACAGUGAUUCCUCUGACGAUGAGCCGAAGAAAACCGCCCAGAUGCCUUCUGCCAAAGCAGCAGCAGCAACAGCUACUUCAAAGCCACCAGUAAAAGCAGCAGAAAACUCUUCAUCUUCUGACUCAGACAGUGACUCUUCAGAUGAGCCAAAGAAAACAGCAGUUACUUCAAAAUCUCCAGUUAAAGCAGCAGCCGCCACAAAAACACCCACAAAGCCAGCAGUUGCUUCAAAGACCCCCACAAAGCCAGCAGUUGCUUCAAAGACCCCAGGAAAAGCAGCAGCCUCAGACUCAUCUUCUGAUUCAGACAGUGAUUCCUCAGAAGAUGAACCAAAGAAAGCCACACAGAAACCUGCAGCCAAAACAACAGCAGUUGCAAAAUCGCCGGUAAAAGUUGCUUCGAAAAUUUCAGGAAAAGUUGCAGAAUCAUCUUCUGACUCAGACAGUGAUUCCUCAGAAGAUGAACCAAAGAAAACAACACAAAAACCUCCUGCUAAAGGUGGAGUUGCUUCGAAAUCCCCAGCUAAAACUGGUCCCUCUACAAAAGCCACGGCGGCUGAUUCCUCAUCUUCUGACUCAGACAGUGAUUCCUCAUCAGAAGACGAGCAAAAGAAAACUGCACAAAAGCCCAGUGCAAAAACAGUGCCCACUUCAAAAUCGCCUGUGAAAGCAGCAGUUGCUUCAAAAGUCCCAAAGGCUGCAGCUUCAUCAGACUCUUCGUCUUCUGACUCAGACAGUGAUUCUUCAGAGGAUAACAAACCCAAGAAAGCUCCAGUGUCCCAGACUGUCAAGCUUUCGCUAAAGAGUAAGCCCAUGGCUGCUAAGGCAGCAUCUUCUACAUCUCGUAGCCCUUCAUCUGAAGAUGAAGCUACCACAAAAGUAGGUGCUGUAAAAUCUCCCUUUACCUCUAAGUUGCCAGUUGCUUCAAAGUCCUCUCAGUCUCCAACUUCUAAAUCUGAAAAAAGCUGUUCAGACACAAAUUCUUACCAUAAAUCAGACAGUUCAGACAGUGAUUCUUCUUCGGUAGUUGAAAUAGUAACAAAAAAUGUUCCAAGCCAAAAUCCUCCUGUUAGUGCUAUUUCUUCUCACACCUCAGAAUCUCUUCAAAAUAAAAUAACAUCUAAACACAAAGGUUUGUCGAAUGAGCCAAGCAACUCAAAAUCAGUUUCUUCUGAAACAAAUUCCAGUUCUGGUGAGGAUGAUAAUGACAUUCCUAUAAGUCAAAAACACACUCCGGUGUCAGUGCUUAGAACUUUGACCAAUUCAGAAGAUAAAACGUUGGAACAAAAGAAAGAACUGAACAAAAGUAGUUUAGAAAAUACUAAUGAUAUAUCUAUCAAAACUCUAUUAUUUCAAUCCACUCCCAUAUCUAAGAAUGUCAAUGUGCAAGACAGCAGCUCAGACAGUAAUUCUAGUUCAGAGGAAGAUUCUAAAAAGUGUUCACUAAGUAAAAACAUACCCAGUCAGCUUAAGAAAGCUUCAGCGAUGCAAAAUGGUAAGAUUAGUUCUGGAAGUAGUAAUUCUCCUGAGAUAACAGUUAUUGAGGAUUCUCAAAUUGCAUUGGAGACAUCUGGGUUAGCAAGUAAGAAGGAUUCUUCUAGCAGUAGUGAUGAUUCUGAUUCUUCAUCGGACAACGAUCCCAUUCCGCCAUCUCAAACCCCAAAUGCCGUACUACAGCUGAGUAACGGCAUGUUGCAACCGAAUACUCCAUCAGUGACCCCUGUGUCUCAUAAAAAAACACCUGUUAACGGUAUGCAUAAAUCAACUCCUUUCCGGCGAGUGAUAUCUGAGAAUAUAGAAAUUGAUCCUAGACUUCGAGACAAUUCCUUUGAAGCAAAGAGAGGCGCCUCUGGAUCCUGGGGAGCGAAAGCCAAUGACAAGCUGAAAUUCACUCGUGGUAAAGGUUUCCGCCAACAAAAGACCAAGAACAAACGGGGUAGUUACAAAGGUGGCCAAAUUGACAUGACUGUCAAUUCUAUAAAAUUUGACUAAGAUAUAUUUAUCCAAAUUUCAUCUGAGGCUAUUUUCAACCAGACAGUUUCCUCCAUAAUCACCAAUGGUGGCUUAUUGUGAAUUUGUUCCAAAUCCAUAUCCCCCAGUAAUUCUUAGAUUAUCCUCAUUCCAUUGCUGUCACCACAACCAUCAUCACUUCCAUAAUAUUCCUGAACUUGCUUUUAUUUUUAAUAAACAAUCUCUUGGUAAUUAUUACUUU